UUUAAUGUGCUGUGUCUUUGCAGAAAGGAGAGGCUGAUGCCAUGAGCUUGGAUGGAGGCUUCAUCUACAUAGCAGGCCAGUGUGGUCUAGUGCCUGUCCUGGCAGAGAACUACAAAACUGAAGGCCCUGAGUGUAGCAACAUGCCAGAGAAAGGGUAUCUUGCUGUGGCUGUGGUUAAAAAAUCAGCAGAUGAAUCCCUCACCUGGAACAAUCUGAAAGGCAGGAAGUCCUGCCACACUGCAGUAGAUAGAACUGCUGGCUGGAACAUCCCCAUGGGCCUGCUCUACAACAGGAUCAACAGCUGUGAAUUCGAUAAAAUUUUCGAACAGAGCUGUGCCCCUGGAUCUAUGCGAAAUUCCAGUCUCUGUGCUCUGUGUGUUGGCUCGGCAAAAACUCCAGGAAAGGAGUGUUUUCCCAAUAGCCAUGAGAGAUACUAUGGUUACACGGGGGCUUUCAGGUGUCUGGUUGAGAAGGGAGACGUGGCCUUUGUGAAAGACCAGACUGUCAUGGAGAACACUGGGGGAAAUAAUACUGAAAAUUGGGCUAAGGAUCUGAAGAUGAAAGACUUUAUGCUGCUGUGUCCUGAUGGCAGCAGGAAGGCUGUGACAGAGGCUGAAAAAUGCUUCCUAGCCCAUGCCCCGAAUCACGCUGUGGUCUCACGGAAAGAUAUGGCAGCUUGUGUUAGCAAAACGUUACUUGAGCAGCAGGAGAUGUUUGGAAAAACUGAAAAUGACUGCUCGAGCCAGUUCUGUAUGUUCCACUCAGACACCAAGGACCUUCUGUUCAAGGAUGACACAAAAUGUUUGGCCAAACUUCCGGAAGGCACAACAUAUAAAUCUUACUUAGGACCAGAGUAUAUCACAGCUGUUGCUAACCUGAGACAGUGCUCCACCUCAAAACUCCUGGAGGCCUGUACUUUCCACAAAGAUGUCAUUCCUGCCAACCUUUCCCGCUUCAUCUCCUGCCACUUCUCCAGAAAUGAUACCAGCUUAAUGACAGAAUGCAAAGUGGCAGCCCCUAAGCUGACCACUUCUGGCCCCAUAGAUAAAAGUAUCACUCGUGAAAUACCGCUGGCUCGAUGUAGUGUUCAUGAGAACUGCAACUCCCAUCAGGACUUUCGCGAUCCCGGUCCCGAAAGGAGGAAAUGCAACUUAGGAACUACCACUCCCGUGAUGCUCCGCUCCGGCCGCCUGCGCAGAGCCCAGGGCCACGUCGCUUUCGCGGCGCUGGAGACACGCAUCUCAGCCAUGGCUUCCGCGGAGUCGCGGCGGAUGGGGAAUGGCGGCAGUGUCGGGGGCGCCUUCCAACCCUACUUAGACUCCUUGCGGCAGGAGCUACAGCAGAGGGACCCGACGCUGCUGUCAAUCGUGGUGGCGCUUCUCGCAGUGCUGCUGACGCUGGUGUUCUGGAAGUUCAUCCGCAGCAGAAGGAGCAGUCAAAGAGCUGUUCUUCUUGUUGGCCUGUGUGACUCUGGGAAAACAUUGCUCUUUGUCAGAUUGUUAACUGGCCUUUAUAGAGACACUCAGACAUCGAUCACUGACAGCUCUGCUCUGUACAGAGUCAACAAUACCAGGGGUGCUAGCCUGACCUUGAUUGAUCUCCCUGGCCAUGAGAGCUUGAGACUUCAAUUCUUAGAGCGUUUUAAGGCUUCAGCCAGGGCUGUUGUGUUUGUUGUGGAUAGUGCAGCCUUCCAACGAGAGGUGAAGGAUGUGGCAGAGUUUCUCUAUCAAGUUCUCAUUGACAGUAUGAGUUUGAAGAACACACCGUCAUUCUUAAUCGCCUGCAAUAAGCAAGACAUUACAAUGGCAAAAUCUGCAAAAUUAAUUCAGCAGCAGCUUGAGAAAGAACUCAACACUUUACGAGUCACCCGUUCUGCUGCCCCCAGCACACUGGACAAUUCCAGCACUGCCCCUGUUCAGCUGGGAAAGAAAGGCAAAGAAUUUGAGUUCUCACAGUUGCCCCUCAAAGUGGAGUUCCUGGAGUGCAGUGCCAAGGGCGGAAGAGGGGACGCUGGCUCUGCUGACAUCCGGGACCUGGAGAAAUGGCUGGCUAAAAUCGCCUGAGGGGCAGAGCUAAAGUGCAGGACAGUUGAACUUGUAUGUGUGUGGAAAAGGGUGUGGUAGCCUUGAGUUGAUAAAGAAGGGGUACAGAAUGUAAUAAGAAACAUUUUCUUGUUCUGGAAACAAAUUACUGUCGAAAGUAACUUGGAAUUUUUGUUUUUAAGUUUAGUUCUCCCUCAUUGCUUUCUUUUAUUUGUGUGCUUCCCUUUGUUAAGGUGUUGUCCCUUUAACAUAAGCUUGACGUAAGGUUAGGAGGGUAUUAUGAGAAUAUGAUUAUCAUCUGAAAAUUUCUUAUCCUCUGCCUCUGUGCUUUAGUCCCUUUUGCUGAAAACAAACCCUGUCUGUGUAUGGAACUAGUUGAUUUCCAUUUGUCCUUGGCUGGUUCACGGUCAAUACAUCAUCUGGUCCUUUGUGAAUUCUCAGAUGUGUGGGUGUAGUUACAAGGUGGUCUCCUGACGUGUGAAGACAGGUAGAAAACAGCAAGGCUGUGUUGACAGCGGGUCUGUUUUUCAUCAGCUUGGUGACUUGUCCACACUCCAGCCUCAUAACACUUAGGUUUCAAAAACAUGCCCUGAACCCUUGGAGUCAUUCCCAGAUGACAGAACUGUAAAUGCUAAAUCCCCAAUGCCAAGGGCCUCGUGUGUUCUGGUGGUUUCCCUUAAUUGAGGAGUCUGUGAAGAUUUAGAAACUGUUGUGGUUUUCUGGAUGGCCGAGGGCUCCUGGAUGUGUUCGUGUGCUGUUUGGCCCCUGUUUUGUACUCCUAGCUAGAAUGCAGUGGAACACAUAGGAAUGAUAAAAGUUCUCCAUAGUUUUAACCAGCAGUGAAUAUACACUUUAAAAAAGAAAAGUCAGCCUCUUCAAAGUGAUGCUCUUUGUUGUCUUCUUGAAUGUUGGCUUUUUAAAUGGCUUUUAUAAAUUAUUAAUGCAUUUCUUGGCAAAUAAAAUAACCUGUCUGGCUCAAAGCAAGGAAAUGGAACGGUAUGGUGAGUACAAAUGGGAGCAUGUGUUAGGAAGGGUGCAGGCCUGGUUCCACAUCUCCAGGGCCUGCAGAUUGCAGCGUACACAGGAACAAACAGCUGUCCCUACUUCACACACUCAGGGACAAGCUCGGCCAAAGCUUCAGAUGAGAUCAGGGUGGCUGUGGCUAAGUGAGAAGGUAAUCCCAGAAGAGUGUGGUCAGAGCAUGAUGGGGGUGUGGGUGCUCGGAAAGCACGCAGCACGGGCACCCACCCUGGCUCUGAGGGGUCAGGGGGAGUCUGUAUAAACACGGAGCCAAUAACAUCCGAGUGCGGGAGGUCCCCGCAUGUGCUACAGCCCAAGCCUCUGGCUGCCGUCACGUCUUCCUUUGAGUGAUUCUAGCUCCGCGUGAGACUACAGCUCCCCUCUGCCCUCAACCCUGUUUCCUACACCUCGCUGCUCGCAUAUGGAGUAAGUGCAGGCUGACACGGGGAAGACCUUGGACCUUGACCCUGGUAGAGUUAUUAUCCUAAAGCCUCAGUGCUGCUAGUGUUCUUUCUGUCCUUUGGAUUCUUGGUUUUUGUCCUUAUUAGCUAGCAGUGAUUUAAGGAAAUAGGUAAGAGUAACGAAGCAGAAAUCAAAAAGGGUUGUGAUAAAUGUGACAUGUUCACAUAAUCACAGGUGCUUGUGUGAAUAAAAAUCAAUGGCCUGAUGCUUCUGUUAAGAGGCAUGUAAUCUCUCA
Messenger RNA from Lynx canadensis (Canada lynx), 3759 nucleotides. RefSeq lists its product as uncharacterized. Gene Ontology annotation, cellular component: extracellular region; signal recognition particle receptor complex. The record is from RefSeq and is a predicted model, not a curated record. Bases 42 to 2063 code for a protein of 673 amino acids. Lineage: Eukaryota; Metazoa; Chordata; Mammalia; Carnivora; Felidae. Gene Ontology annotation, biological process: protein targeting to ER. The transcript is spliced from 16 exons.